This is a messenger RNA of Parastagonospora nodorum SN15, 276 nucleotides long. RefSeq lists its product as hypothetical. The record is from RefSeq and is a predicted model, not a curated record. The coding region runs from base 1 to 276 and encodes 91 amino acids. NCBI's taxonomy places the organism in Eukaryota, Fungi, Ascomycota, Dothideomycetes, Pleosporales, Phaeosphaeriaceae. Gene Ontology annotation, molecular function: carbon-sulfur lyase activity. The transcript has 2 exons.
AUGGUCGAGGGACGCUGCAACUGCGCGAGCAUCAAAGUUACCCUCCCAGAGCUUCCCAAGGAAUCGGUGAUUUGCUACUGCGCCAAUUGCCGUCGUGGAGGUGGUACCUUUGGUUCCAUUGUAUUCCCCAUGACCAAAGACGAUGCCAAAAUAAGCGACGCUAAGGGCACCCUGAAGAGCUAUACGGACAACGAUACUACUACUGGCAACACAAUUAUUCGCCAAUUCUGUAGCGACUGUGGAUCGUACGUUCACUCGGCGAGAGAUUCGAGUUGA